AUGAAUAGACUUUCAAAAAAAGAAAUAUUGCUCAAAGAAUUAGAUAGCAUCAAAAAUGCCGUUAAACAAGCAUCUUUUGAUAUUAAUAAAUCAGUGCUCAGUGUGCUUAGAGAUAGAUUAAAGCCUCUUUCUGGUAGUAAAGAAAAGGGAACAAUAAUUAAAAGAACAAGAAGUUAUAACAUGACUGAACUAUGUGCAGUGGCUCAAAACGAAGCAACACAACAAGCGAACUUAUUCAACUUUAAGUACGAUUUUGUUCGGAAAAUCUACGGUAUUGUCGCAAAAGAACGGUUGAAAGAAGACUUGAAAGUUUGUAGGUUGUAUGAGUCAGGAAAAUAUGAAGACGGAAGAGUGUUCCAAAGGAUUGAAGUGGGAAAAAAAGCUAGGAAUGGUUUUUGUGAUUGGAAAAAUGCAGCUUCACGAAUACAGUCACAUGAAAACAGCAUUGCACAUAGAAAUGCAACAAUCACAUUCAGCCAAAGAGUACAAGUCAGAGGAUGUGUAGAUUCAGCAAUAGUUGAGCAAUACAGACAGGAAUGUGCAUAUGCAAAAUCUGUGCUAGAAAGAGUUGUCUCAGUUAUCAAAUUCCUUGCUGAAAGAGGGCUCGCAUUUAGAGGACAUACUGAAAUAUUGGGGUCAAGUUCUAAUGGCAAUUUUUUGGGAAUUUUGGGGUUGAUUGCUCAGUUUGAUCCAUUCCUCUCCAGUCAUAUUGACAACCAUGGUGGUAUGGGGAAAGGCUCUGUUUCAUACCUGUCAUCAACAAUUUGUGAUGAGUUAAUUGAUGUCAUGGGAAAGCAAGUUAUGAAAACAAUAUUGUCUGAAAUACGUGGAGCAAAAUUUUAUUCGAUUUCUGUUGACUCUACUCCAGACAUAUCUCAUGUUGAUAGGCUGUCAUGUGUCUUUCGAUAUGUUUUGAACGAUGGCCCUAUAGAAAGGUUUGUGCAAUUUUUAAGCAUGAAAGGACAUGGGGCAGAAGAUUUGUUUAACAGUUUAUACAGCUUUCUGGAAGAAGCAAAGUUGGAUAUAAAAUAUUGCCGAGGUCAGUCCUACGAUAAUGCUAGCAACAUGGCAGGAAAAUAUUCAGGGCUACAGACACGCAUUCGAGAGAAAAACCCAUUGGCUGAAUAUGUGCCAUGUUUUGCACACUCCCUUAAUUUAGUCGGUGCAUCAGCUGUAAACUGCGUGACAACAGUGAGUGGAUUUUUUGAUUUUGUACAAAACUUGUAUGUCUUUUUAAAUGCAUCAACCCAACGGUGGGAGCUUCUAACCAAAGGAUUGGAUAGUAACCAGUUAGUUCUAAAACGCCUUUCUGAUACUCGAUGGUCAGCACAUUCUGCAGCAACUAAAGCAUUGAGCAAAGGCUUUAAAAAUGUUAAGACAGUGUUAGAGAACAUUGCUGAGGACCCGCGAGGAGAAGGUUGA
This is a messenger RNA of Hydra vulgaris (swiftwater hydra), 1422 nucleotides long. The record is from RefSeq and is a predicted model, not a curated record. NCBI's taxonomy places the organism in Eukaryota, Metazoa, Cnidaria, Hydrozoa, Anthoathecata, Hydridae.